AUGGCCCUCGUCACGCGCUCGCUCGCCUACACGCUCGGCACGGCGGUGCUGCUGCUCUCGCUGCUCUCGCCGCGCUCGCAGCGUGCGCGCCUCUAUCUCAACACCAUCUUCUAUAUCAGCGGCCUCGGCGCCUGCUCGGCGUUUGGCGUCGUCUGCUCCCUCUUCCUCACCCUCGUGCCGGGCGCCAACCGCCUCAAUACCAACUACUAUGUCGCACGCAGCUUCUACCUCCUCGCCGGCUCGCUCACCGGCAUCCGCUUCCGCGUUGAGGGCGAGGAGAACUUCGACAAGGCGCGCCCCGCCGUGCUCGUCGGCAACCACCAGACGGGCAUCGAUAUUCUCUACCUCGGCCGCAUCUUCCCGCGCAUCGCCAGCAUCAUGGCCAAGCAGGAGCUCAAGUAUGCGCCGCUGCUCGGCCAGUUCAUGUCACUCUCCGGCGCCGUGUUCAUCGACCGCAAGAACAGGCAUGAUGCCGUCAAGAGCUUCAACCAGGUCGGGCAGGAGAUGAAGAAGAACGGCCUCUCCCUGUGGGUCUUCCCCGAGGGCACGCGCUCGAAUCUGCCGUUUCCGGACCUGCUGCCGUUCAAGAAGGGCGCCUUCCACCUCGCCGUGCAGGCGCAGGUGCCCGUCGUGCCCGUCGUGUGCGAGAACUACCACCGCCUCUUCGACGGCAAGACGCGCUUUGAGGGCGGCACGAUCCGCAUCAAGGUGCUGGAGCCGGUGCCGACCAAGGGCCUGACGGCCGACGACGUGACGGACCUGACGACGCGUGUGCGCUCGCUCAUGCUCAAGGAGCUGCAGGCUAUGGACAGCGAGCGCGAUGCCUUUGACGCCUCGGCCACUGCCACAGCGACGGUGCCGGCAAACCGCGUGCGCGGCGAGCAGGGCCUCGGCGGCGUGGCCGGCCUGAUGGCCAAGCUCAUCGGCGGCAGCUCGGGGCGCAGCGUGGUGCGCAAGGCGGACCGCGACGAGCAGCGUCUGCGCAAGGAGGGCACCUCGGGCACCAAGCCGGACGACUACGGCCUCGUGAGCGAGGGCAGCAAGGGCGAGAGCAGCAAGAGCUCUGCAUUGCCGCAGAGCGACGAUGCAUCGCGACGCACCGGCGGCAACGGCAGCGGCAGCGAGCAGGAGAGCGAGGGCAGCACGGUGCUCGUGCAGAAGCCCAGCGAAAAGUGA
Tilletiopsis washingtonensis is the source of this 1176-nucleotide messenger RNA. RefSeq names its product acyltransferase-domain-containing protein. Gene Ontology annotation, biological process: phosphatidic acid biosynthetic process. Gene Ontology annotation, cellular component: membrane; endoplasmic reticulum. The transcript has 4 exons. Gene Ontology annotation, molecular function: 1-acylglycerol-3-phosphate O-acyltransferase activity. NCBI's taxonomy places the organism in Eukaryota, Fungi, Basidiomycota, Exobasidiomycetes, Entylomatales. The record is from RefSeq and is a predicted model, not a curated record. The coding region runs from base 1 to 1176 and encodes 391 amino acids.